Capsella rubella is the source of this 1298-nucleotide messenger RNA. RefSeq names its product maf-like protein DDB_G0281937. NCBI's taxonomy places the organism in Eukaryota, Viridiplantae, Streptophyta, Magnoliopsida, Brassicales, Brassicaceae. The transcript is spliced from 11 exons. The record is from RefSeq and is a predicted model, not a curated record. Bases 415 to 1119 code for a protein of 234 amino acids. Gene Ontology annotation, molecular function: nucleoside triphosphate diphosphatase activity.
UAACUAUAAUUUCUCCAUGCCAUCCUACUAAACUGCUUCUGAAACUCUUUUUUUUUUUCCCAGUGUCGAGGCACCGGACACUCAUGAAUGUUUUUGACAAAUCCCCUAGUGUGGAUAAAGGGGCUUUUGUGGCUCCUAACGCUUCUAUCACUGGUGAUGUCCAUGUCGGACGAGGUUCUUCCAUUUGGUAUGGAUGUGUCUUGAGAGGAGAUGCUAACAGCAUUAGUGUUGGAGCUGGCACCAAUAUCCAGGACAACGCUCUUGUCCACGUUGCUAAGUCCAACUUAAGCGGGAAGGUCUUACCUACCGUCAUUGGAAACAAUGUCACUGUUGUAGAUUUGAAUGAUUGAAAAGAAAAAAAGAAGAAGAAAAAGUUGAAGUUACAUUCCUCGUAACCGGAAGAGCCGAGUGGACAUGGUCAAAUUUUUUUUCCAGUGUUUGUUAGUUUUUGCACUUUUCCCAUGCUCACUAUUCCGCUUAGAGCAUAACACCAAGAUGACGACGAAGACGAUGGAGAGAGGAUUUAAGCUGAUUUUGGGUUCUCAGUCCAUGGCGAGAAAGAGGAUUCUAGCUGAGAUGGGAUAUGAGUACACCAUUGUGACUGCAGACAUUGAUGAAAAAGCUAUUAGGACAGACAAGCCUGAAGAUUUAGUUGUGGCUCUUGCUGAAGCCAAGGCAAAUGAGAUUAUAUCGAAAUUGGGAGGUGAAAGCCACUUUGCACAAGAUCCUCAACCAACUAUACUAAUUACUGCAGACACGGUUGUUGUGUACAAAAGUGUCAUUAGAGAGAAACCAAUCAAUAAAGAAGAGGCUCGUGAAUUUAUCAAAGGCUAUUCUGGGUCACAUGAAGGUGUUGUGGGAUCUGUUUUUGUAUGGAAUUUGAAAACUGGAGUUAAAAUAGGAGGAUGGGACAAAGCAGAGGUUUAUUUCCAUGAAAUACCAGAACAUGUCAUCGAAGAUCUUAUUGAUGAUGCAAUAACUUACACGGUUGCUGGAGGUGCGACGCUGGAGCAUCCCCUUGUUUCACCCUUUGUCGAUUAUGUGGUGGGAGGAGUUGAUACUGUUAUGGGGCUUCCCAAAGAACUCACAAAAAAAUUCAUCAACGAUGUGUUGUUGUAGCUCAACCCCUUUUGAUUUAUGUAGGAAGAGCCCUUUUGAUUUAUGUAGAAAGGCUUAACUUAAUACUUUAGAAUCUCUAAUCCAUCAAUCAUUUAUGUUGUAAGAUUUACCGUAUCAUAAUUCUAAGCAUCGAUGAUAUUUUCGGAUUUCAAACUCUUAUAAACAAACCAAUUGGAAUG